CUCAGUCGAACCCUCAACAAUGACGGACCACCACUUCAUGUCGACGCGCGUGCCCACCAAGCCGGUCAGCAACGCGGUGCACGCCGGCUACGACGGCGCCGCGAAGCGCGAGGACGGCAUCCCGCUCUACGGCAUGGACAAAGAGCUCGCCGACAAGGCGGCGGCCAAGUUUGACCCGAAGAUGGAGCGCGAGGCGCGGGAGUGGAUCGAGGCGGUGACGGGCGAGGCGCUCGAGGGCACGCUCCAGGAGGCGCUCAAGUCGGGCGUCGUCCUCUGCGCCCUCGUCAACGCGCUCAAGCCCGGCGUCUGCAAGAAGCCGUCGACAAUGAAGAUGGCGUUCCAGCAGAUGGAGAACAUCGCCAAGUACCUCGAGGCGUGCAGCGCGCUGGGCGUCCCGAAGCACGACCUCUUCCAGACCGUCUCGCUCUACGAGAACCAGGACAUGAUGGCCGUCAUCACAAACAUCCACUCGCUCGGCCGCGUCAGCGGCAAGGUGCCCGGCUACGGCGGCCCGACCCUCGGGGCGAAGCUUGCGGACAAGUCGGUGCGGCACUUUGACGAGGAGACGCUGCGCAAGGGCCGGGCGGAGCAGACCUUCCUCGGCAAGGGAUCGCACGGCAACGCCUCGCAGGCCGGCACCGUCGACACCAGCCGCAACAUCGGCAAGAUGGACAAGGUCCGCGGCAUCGACGGCCUGGGGACCGACGCCAGCGUGACGGCAGUGGGGAUGGGCUCGCACGGGCACGCGUCGCAGGCGGGCACCUUCGACACCAGCCGCAACAUCGGCAAGGUGGACCACGUGAAGGGCAUCGGCGGCCUGGGGACCGACGCCAGCGUGACGGCGGUGGGGAUGGGCUCGCACGGCCACGCCUCGCAGGCGGGCACCUUCGACACGUCGAAGAACAUCAGCAAGGUCGACCACGUGAAGGGCAUCGACGGGCUCGGCGGCGACGGCACCACGACCGCGGUCGGCAUGGGCUCGCACGGGCACGCCUCGCAGGCGGGCACGUUUGACACGUCGAAGAACAUCGACCGGACGACCAACAUCAAGGGCAUCGACGGGCUCGGCACGGACGGCAUCUCGCAGAUCAACCUGGGCUCGCACGGCCACGCGACGCAGGAGGGGAUGGGCAAGAUGCACGGCACGCGCGAGAUUGUGCACCAGACCGUUGGCGGCGCGGUGGCAGCGGCGUGAGGAGCGGCGCAGUUGAGAGAGGCUGCCGCUCGGUUGUUGAUAGUUAUUGCGGUACACGGACGGCCGGUUGAGUUCAGAGCUGCUGGUACGCGUGUUGGAGUGCCUAUUUAUCCUACGUCCCAGUACUGUACCUGUACGUAUAAGAUGCCUGCAUACAACCUA
Molecule: messenger RNA, 1357 nt
Organism: Emiliania huxleyi CCMP1516
Lineage: Eukaryota; Haptophyta; Isochrysidales; Noelaerhabdaceae
Exons: 1
Coding region: 20-1195 (391 amino acids)
Biological process (GO): actomyosin structure organization
Molecular function (GO): actin binding
Source: RefSeq, a predicted model, not a curated record